This is a messenger RNA of Leishmania mexicana MHOM/GT/2001/U1103, 2565 nucleotides long. RefSeq lists its product as hypothetical. NCBI's taxonomy places the organism in Eukaryota, Euglenozoa, Kinetoplastea, Trypanosomatida, Trypanosomatidae. The record is from RefSeq and is a predicted model, not a curated record. The transcript has a single exon. The coding region runs from base 1 to 2565 and encodes 854 amino acids.
AUGGAGCCGCGAUGGCGGGGUGGCCGCCUCUCGGCGGAGCAGGUGGCAGACCUGCGCACUGAACUGGGGCGUCUAGUUGAGGCGCUCGCGGUCGCGUUUCCGGCAGGCAGAGCAGCAGAGGAAGGCAGCGAGACGGAGGACGUUGCUGCUGACGUGCAUCAAGCGAAAAGCAAGGCACACACCUCGAGUAGCGCGCCGCUCAGGGACCCGCUGGCGGAAGAGGCGGCCGCGCUGCUUCUGAAGCCGUUCGAAGAGAUGCACCUCUCCGGCUACCGGCUUGGCGAUGCCGCGCUCACGUCCCCGAGCCUGCCCGACCUACCGUCCUUUCUCUCCGUUGUGUCUCGGCACACGCGGCUCCGCGUGCUGGAUCUGAGCUUCAACAGCCUGACGCCGCAGGUGCUGACGCCCCUCCUCCAAGCCAUUCGUGGUUUGCCGUUGCUGACGGUGCUGAAGCUCAGCGGCAACAUGCUCGGAUCGGCGCGCAGCGACGACGACAAGGACAGCCUCGGCGAGAAAUGGGACCUGUCCACGGUGAGUGUCGAUGAAGAGCUCGGAGAUGCCGCGACGGCGGCUGCACGGCUUGGCCGUUAUCUCGCCACAGACCCGGCGCUGCGGGAGUUGGCACUGUUUCACUGCGGUCUGAACGAUCACGACGUGCGCGAGCUGCUCUCCGGCCUCGUUCACCCUCGCAACACGACCUUGCACACGAUGCAGCUCUCCUGGAACCCGGCGUGCACCUCGCGCAGUGCGGCGAUGGCCCUGCAGCUGGUCACGGACCUCGGAAACACCACCCUGUGCGAGCUGGAGCUGGAGGGCGUGGCGCCGGCGACACAGGUGCGCCUUGAGUACGCGUGCACCUCCGACGGCGUCUUCCGCUCCGGUCACACUCUCAUCCCGGAGAGCGUGAGUGCAGGGGAGGCGACCGGCGAUGGCGACGGCGAUAACAGCGGCAACACGGGCACGACGAACGCAAGUGCGGCAACUGCCGACGUGGUGAGUCUUGAGCAGCUUCGGCAGCAGCAGCAGCAACUCGCCGAGAUCCGGAAGCGCCUCACGCCUGCCAAAGGGGCCCGCUACGAGAACCGCUGCCGCUACCUCGCCGAGGACUUGGAUGGGUCACGUGCGUUGACUCCGUUGGUGAUGCGAGAGCUGGAGGCGGUGCUGUCCAUCCGGCUGCCUCCGCAGCCGCGCAUCGACGAGCCCCACGGCGCGAGCGAGUUGAACGUCGCCGCCUUCGCAGAACGGGAGAUGGCUUCUGCCUCUGCUGCUAGCACGGGAACACACAACCAAGACGGCAGCGGAGAGCUCCUCAUGCCCGCUACGGCGGGGGAGUGCGGCGGCAGCGACCCUCACAGUGGCCGUGCCGCGCCGUCUCCAGUGGCCGCCGGCCACCAGCAGCGGUCCUUCGAGGUUGUUGCUGCAAUGGCUGGCGAUCAUGCGACAAGUGUUGCGCCACCCCCGCGGGCAACGGAUGCGCCGCGCCCACGCACGUCUCCCCCGAUGCACCUGCACCGUCGGCGGCUCACCUCCACGGUGAACACGAGCAGCGUCACCAGGCCCGCGUCGGGGCAACACUCUGUGCAGCAGCCGCAGCACCCUCGCACACCACAAGAGCUGCGUGAUGCUCGCUUCGAAACACCGCAGCGCCUCGCCGCCGUGAUGGCCGACGCCGCGGCAUUCCGCCGUCGCCUGCAGCCUGUGAAGCUUGACACUCACGCGCCGCCAUGCGCCGAGGUCAGUCGAUACCGCAGCGUCGCGCACAGCGCAUCGGCGACGAAAAUUAAACCCCUGUGGUACGCCGACGACGGCUUCGUGCUGCGUCCGAAUGGGAUGUCGAGGGUGCUCGUUGCGCCGGUGCUCCCUGGUGGCGCGACGGCCUUCGCAAACGUGGCACUGGAGGACGUGGAAGACCGCCCCCUGCAGCCCUGCUGGUGCACGCCGCGCCAGUCGUCCCCGAUGACCGGCAUCUACGCUGGCACGCUGCACUACCACUGCGUGCACGAGGCAACGGCACAGCAACAGAAGCGGCAGUACGGCACAUCCUCGUCGCCACCGUCAUCGACGGCUGCGACGCCGGCGGACCCCAACGCGUCCAAGAGCCGGCUGCCGUUGCUGCUUCCUCAGCCCUCGCAGCAGCCGCAGCAGCAGCAGCCCAGCACGGCUGAGAUGUACUGUGGAUGCCAGGGCACAGGCCAUCUCUGCCUCUCCGCGUGCGUGGCCUCGGAGGAGGCGGGCGCUGGUCGGCCCCGCGAUCGCAUGCGGUCGACGCUGCACGUAAAGGCUGCCAAGUCCGUGGGCAAGUCUGCAGUGGGCGGCUGUGGCGCGUCACCGUCUCGCAAGCCACACAGCACACGCGAGCGCUUCCUCGACUGGACGGGCACCGACAGCGAUGCUGUCAACACCCUCCUGGGCACCGUUCCAGCAGCGACACCACCGGCGCUGCGUGUGAGCACUGUGCGCACGACAUGCGGUGGUCUCUCGAUCGCGCUCAACUACAACCCGGUGACCCAUUUCUCCGCGCCGCACGUGAGCUGCGCAUCAAGCAUGACGCUGGCGGAGUUCUAG